Molecule: messenger RNA, 1788 nt
Organism: Schistosoma margrebowiei
Lineage: Eukaryota; Metazoa; Platyhelminthes; Trematoda; Strigeidida; Schistosomatidae
Source: the annotation of a GenBank genome assembly
AUGAGCUUUUCUACAAAACAGUCAACUAAUUCUGACGGACUAUAUCGACCACCUUGUAAGUAUGGGAGAACUUGUUAUCGAAAAAAUCCUCAACACUUUGAAGAAUUUUAUCAUCAAGAUAAUGAAGUAUUGGUUGGGCACCAUACUACAAACGCAAACAUUACCAAAAAUUCAGAAGACGUAUCAACCAAUGAAAAUUUCUAUGGCAUUUAUCUCUUUCGCGUAUCUGGUGUAAAGUACGGUAGAAUUCCUACUAUAACUUUAAAGGAAAUUCUUAAUUCCUCUGAUGAUGAACUUGUAUCUUCAAUUCAAUUUAAUUAUAUGUUUGAUAUACCAUGGCUAAGGGAACAAUAUCCUGAGCGCUUCAGAUCACUACCACUCACUAUUGUACACGGUUUCCAAGGGAAAAUGAAAAAAUCAUUAGAUGAAUCUGCUGCAAAUUACAGUAAUAUACGAAUUUGUCAAGCCCAUAUACGUUUGCCAUACGGUACACAUCAUACAAAAAUGAUGAUGCUCAAAUAUAAAGAUGGUUUAAAAAUUAUCAUUCAUACAGCGAAUAUGAUAUCAGAUGAUUGGGAUCGGCGAACUCAAGGAAUUUGGAUUAGCCCGAAAUUAAAAGAUUUAACCCAGUCAACCAGUUCACCCUUAUUUGAAUGGAUUAAUUGUUUGCACAGUUAUGAUUUUCGACCAAUUAAGGUUGUAUUAAUUGCGUCAGUCUCCGGAAGACAUGUCGGCGAGUCACUAAACAAAUUUGGUCAUACACGUUUAGGAGAGGUAUUACACACAUGUAAUAGUCAAAUCCCUUCGUCUUGGCCAGUGAUUGGUCAGUUCUCAAGCAUUGGUUCUUUAGGUCUUAAACCUACGGAUUGGUUUACCACUGAGUGGUCAUCAAGUUUAGCCGGUAGAGGUGCCAGAGGCUUACGAAUGAUUUAUCCGUGUGUUGAAGAUGUUCGUAAUAGUUUGGAAGGUUAUUUUGCCGGUGGAUGUUUACCAUAUACAAAGAGAACAGCUGAAAAACAACCAUGGCUUUGUCAGUUCUUUUAUCGCUGGCAUGCUUUUGAACAUAGUCGAUGUGCUCCUCACAUUAAGUCAUACACUAGGAUAUCACCAGAUGGUCAACAGAUAGGAUGGUUUCUUCUGACUAGUGCAAAUCUUUCAAAAGCUGCUUGGGGUGCCUAUGAAAAAUCAAAAACUCAAUUGAUGAUUCGUUCAUAUGAAUUGGGUGUGCUGUUUUUGCCAACAAAUUAUAAGGUUAGUGUUUUUUUUCUUGUUUUUCUCAAGCUAUGAGUUAUACGAUUUUAUGAGUUAGCUUUUGUGAUUCGUAGGUGGAAAAAUUGAUAAACCGAAUAAUAAGAAUUUUUAAUUUGGAUCAAAAAGAUAAAUACUGUUGAAUGAAACUAUCGAUUGACAAUUGGAUCUACAUAUCUGCUCAUGGUUUGUCAUUGUUUACUGGAAGUAAACAGGAAACAACAAGAGAUGACGUUUUGAUUUGAGCUUUUAUUCUAACAUGAAUGUCAAAUUUAGCUUUAGAUUUUUUUCUGUUUUGUAUUCACUUGAUAGAAGUGUAUUUUAUUGAGAAUUACAUAGUUGUUCUCGGUUACGGUUAGGAUAUUAUUGUACAUUGCUAAAAAUGAAAAAUAAAUGUGUAUUAUUAAGUUUAAAGGGUAUGUGUUCUGUAGCUGGGAAGCGUACCUCUUAAAGUAAAUAGGUCAUCUUCUUGCUCCUGUGCCAACCGAAAAUUGUUAAGUUGAUCUUUUGAAUAAGUCUGAAGUAGUUGUUACUGAGAUC